GGGCGCCGGGACCCCCGGCGAGGCUGCCACAGCCGCGCGCGUAGCAGCGCCCGAGCCCGCUGCGCAGGAAGGUGUGCUGGCCACUUGCAAGAGCUUGGGAGAGCUAUCUGAAGACCUAGGGUCUGAGGAGCCACAGACAGAAGGAGCCUAAACCCAGGUUCACUCAAUGCAACUUGAAGAAGAGAACAACCAUUCUUAUGUUGGGCCAGAGACAUGAACACACCUGCUAAGGAACGCUAAAUACUUGUGAGCUCCAUGAGCCCCUCCUGCCAUUAGGAAGACGACAUCAGAAAGACACAGAGUGGUGGCCUCUGGGAACCAGCUUCUUCCCCCUGGUCUUGGCCCUGCCCUUCCUGCGCAAGGUCCACAAUGGAGACACUCUCCCAGGACUCUUUGCUGGAAUGUCAGAUCUGUUUCAAUUAUUAUAGCCCUCGGCGAAGGCCCAAGUUGCUGGACUGUAAACACACCUGCUGCUCAGUGUGCCUCCAGCAGAUGAGGACAAGCCAGAAGGACGUGAGGUGCCCCUGGUGUCGAGGUAUCACCAAGCUGCCCCCAGGCUUCUCCGUGUCACAGCUCCCAGAUGACCCCGAGGUCCUAGCUGUGAUCGCUAUUCCGCACACUUCUGAGCACACCCCCGUUUUCAUCAAACUUCCCAGCAAUGGGUGCUACAUGCUGCCCCUACCCAUCUCUAAGGAGCGCACUCUGCUGCCUGGAGACAUGGGCUGCCGCCUGCUGCCCGGGAGCCAGCAGAAGUCUGUCACAGUGGUGACCAUCCCUGCUGAACAGCAGCCCCUGCAAGGUGGGGCUCCGCAGGAGGUGGUGGAGGAGGAGCCAGAUAGGCGGGGCGUGGUGAAAAGCUCCACCUGGUCGGGUGUGUGCACUGUCAUCCUGGUGGCCUGUGUCCUGGUCUUCCUCCUUGGCAUCGUGCUCCACAACAUGUCUUGCAUUUCUAAGCGCUUCACUGUGAUUUCCUGUGGCUGAUGUGGAGAGCAGGAGAUGCUCUGUGGGUGCCAACGUAGGGGUUGAGCAGGUGUUGGUAAUGGGAUCCCAGCUGAGAAGAUGGGGGGUGACACUGACCAUUUGGUGGCAAGCACUGGCCUUUGGGUUGCCACUGAAUUCACCUGAAGACAGAUGCCAAGGGCAGAAGGUGAGAUCGCAACAAGAUUCCAGGAAAAUUGUUCUGAGAAUUUAUGGCAACAGCUUUGAAGAUGAUUGCAUGCAUCCUCAUAAUCAUGUAUUAAAUGGGCUGUAAUUUAUGAUUUUUCAAGAUCAUGUUACAAGAUAAACAGAUUCUACUUAGACCUUCAGCAGCACACGUGCGUACAAUGUGAUCUUAGAACAGUAGAUUAAACCAGAGGUGCUGUGUAUACAAGUAGAAUUAAACCUCUAAUACAUGUGAAAUUCAGUGAAGACACACAGUACUGGCUUCUUUGCUUUUUCUUUUUUAAAUGAAACCCAGUCUUCAUUCAGUUGCUAAGGCUUUAUAUACAUUUUGAAUGGCAUCCAAAUCAAAAUAAGUGAAAAAGACUGUCGGGUUAUUUUUGGAGAAAAUAUUUCAACAAGUGUCUCCAGUGUGUUGUGUUUUGUCAUGUACCUUCCUUUUUCUUCACUUGUGAUUAGAUCCUGCUACAUGUUUAUUAAAUGGGAAGCCCAACAGGGGAGCAAUAAACCGAGAAAUAACGAGAAAUGCCUGAUCCCACAGCAAACCUGUAUGCCAAUUUUUCUCAAGCCAUCUCACAAAAUAAGAAUUUAAAAAUGUAAAUAUUGUGCAUUUGUAUAAGUGUGUGUAAUCUGAGUUACCUCGGGUUUUUGAAUCCUUUUGUAAGAAUCCCUGGAGCACGACAUCGUGGUGUGAAUGAAUCACUGGUCACACGGUGGGCAACUGUUCUUCCAGUGAGGCUUUCUUCUGUGUGAGCUCCAGCAUGCUCUCCUCUGCUUUAUGUUAAGUUCUGUAUUUUGUUAGGCACCAAUGAAAAGUAAGGAAAGAGCUUGACAUUUUUCUUAGUUUGAUGUAUUGUGAAAGCUGUGAGUGGUGUUAACCAGUAGCAAAGCUGGACGAGCAUUUUAACAGACAGUCUGUGGAUAUCUUUCACAGACACCAUUCCAAGACAGUUGAAUGUUUUUGAAUUCUUGUUUCAUCUUGUUGGUGUAAAGCGACAUCUUUUGUAUUUCAAAAUAUGUUUUUAUUAAGAAAAGUGAUAAGGUACACUAAUGACUCACACAUUUCGACAUAAGUGGACCAGUUCCUCAUGAAUGCUCAGCUAUUCUUAAAUGUGUUACCGUGUAUGGAUGCUUAUGAAGAAAGACCUGCUAGUGGUAACUGGUACAUUCCCAUCCCUGGCUGUCUGCAUUCAGAAGUAGCUGUGAGCUUUGUAGUUUAUUCUGUUUCCUUGUGUGGAAUUCAAGAAGUAAGAGCUAUGUGUCAAGUACUCCUCUCAAAUAUGUGUUAGAUUUCACUGAAUUCCUGAAAACUGUGGCAAAGGUGGUGGUGGUGUUUGGGGGGAAUAAGGGAAAGCUAAGUGGUGACUACUUCCAAAAAGCAACAUUAGAAAAUAGUCCUGUAAGAUUGAGACUACCUAAUUUAUUUAUAUGAUAUUAUCUUUAAACAGCACAAGCUAUGCAUACUAAAGUGAUGGAAUGAAUGUGAAAUUAAACAAAAGAAUAGGAUACAAAGCUAACACUUAAUUGACAUGAGAGUUCAAUUUAAAUUAUGAAUGCUGGUAUUUCAAAUCUUUCAAAUUUGUCCUAAGACCUUUAGAAAAUGUAUUUGAAGGCUCAAACUAGAAAUUAGGUUAAAGUACAAUUUUUAUUGUGUAAUCUAUUGGGCAUUAUACAACAAAUAAUCUAGGAUUUAUUUGGUAUUAAUAAUUUAGGUAUAUUAGCUGAAUACUAUCCUCUAUUACAUAACAUAAUAUACUGUUGGGUUAGUGUCAGUGUCUCAGCUCCCAGGCUGCUGCAAUGCGUGUCUGACCUAAUUUCUGUCUCUUGGAGGAAAAAGCAUGCAGAGAAAUGCUGCACCAAGAGUGCUGCAUUUCAGACAGACUUUGCAAUUUUAGUCCAUACCAUGUUCAGACUAAUUUUGUGAAUGAUAACUGCCUACAUUUGUGUACAGUAUGAAAUGACCAACUCUGUAGUGUAGUAUGUGAUAGAGUUCUACUUGUGUAGUAGGUUAUAUAUAGACACUAAUCUGUGUGAGGAAACAAUGUCCUGUGGUUCUUAGUGCAAAGCUGUAGAGUAAAAAUGUCCACUAAACUUUUACUUAAAAACAAUCCCGUGCUAGAACUGCCAUUAGGCAGUGCAGAAUUAACCGGCUCUCUGCUAGAUUCCUGACCUUACAAUAACUUAACAAUAGCAACCCGAAUCAGAAUUUUAUGUGCGAGUUUUACUGAAGUAAGAAACGUUAUUUAAAUUGUUAAGUGGAUUCUACUUGCAGUUUGCUCCCCAGUAUGUGAAUCGUGUGUGUGUGUGUGUGUGUGUGUGUGUGUGUGUUGGAGGAGGAGGAAGAGGGAGGGAGCUGCUUCAGCCUGCCAGAUAAAAUUUUUUUUACAUGUUUAAUGAUAUAUUUAUGUUAUUUGGCAUCCCGUUGCUCUGGCCUCUUCUGGCAUGUAUCUACAACACUAACAGCCUAUCUAUUCCAUGUGACAAAAGUCCAGCAACACAAAUGGGCAGAAUUCAUAGUUGCAUAUGAGUGAAAAGUCACAACUGAAAAGCACAAGGUAUUAAAGCUGUGGCCAUCCACUGCUAGCUUUGUUUUUUGUAGAUGAGUCUGUGGAGGCUAGUGAGGAGUGUGGAAGUUUGUAAUUAAUUCUGUUGUAAAGUGUGGAUAAAAGCUGUGUAUUAAUGUGCUCUGUUGUUCCUUCCUAGCUCUGUUGGUAUAUUUGUCUGGCUAGGCUUCUUUUCAGGGUUGUUGCCAAUCCUUUGUUUUGUCAACUGUUUGUUGCUUGAAGGUUUGUUUUGUAUGUGUAUUUCUUUACUUUAGUUAGCUAUCUCUCUGGGUAGGGAAUGGAGGUUGAUUUAGGGAUCAGUGUAGACAGUGAAAGAAAAUUAUCAAAUGGACCAUGUGACUGGAAUUUUUAAAAUUGAAAAAUAUUGGCCUGCUUUCUCCCCCAUGAGUUAGAGACAAUGAGUGUUAUGUAAAUAGUGAACUAUAUGAAGCAUGAAUUUUCAUCCUUAUUAAUGAUCUUGACAUAAGCAAGAGACUGCUUAAUAUGUUAAGUAGAGCCACAUGUGCCCUCCAAAAGCAUCGUCUUGGGAAAUUUUUUUGUAAAAUGACCUGGGGCAAUAAGGUGUGAUGAAAAUUAAAUUGGUUCUGAAUUCCAGUUCCAUGAUCAGAAAACUGAAAGUUUUUUUUUUUUUUAAGAAUAAAAUUCAGUUUAUUCUUGUGCAUGACUCACAGAGUGGGUCCCUUUGAAGUUCAACUGUUUGGUGGCAUAGCCCUUGGGGUUUUUAGAUCAGUGUUGUUCAAUAGAACUUCUGGAAUGAUAAUGCUAUUCUAUAACCUGUGCUGUCCAGUAUCGUAGUCACAGGCCACAGUGGCUGUUAGGGAAUUAAACUGGGGACAAUAUGGCUAUUAAACUGGUGUCUAAAUUUUAUUUAAAUAAUUUAAAUAGACCCAUGUGGCUAAUGGCUACCAUAUUGGCUACUAGCUAAGGUGUUUGUAAUAUAACAGUGAGGCUAAUGAGAGAGUUUGUGGGCUAAUAACAUGCAGUUGACAAAAAGAAAAAUUUUUUUCUGGGCUUAAAAAGUAGGUGAUCAAGUACUGCAAUAAGCAUUCAUAGGUUGCCCUUUGAGGUUAUUGAUACUUUGAACCAAGGAAUAAUUGGUGAAACUUAAACACUGCUUUAUUAAGUUCCUUUUCUGGGACCAUUAACUGCAUGUGAAUCUAUUGUCCAAAAUUAAUAGUUAGACAGUAGCUGUAAAAUGUUUGACUUGCAAGCUGUGCAUGACCUGUACUGUGAAAUUGUGUUUAGGGUCUUCUGGCCAAAAGUACUUGAUACUGGAAAAAAAAAAGUCCAAUGAAAACCCCCUUCACUUCCAGUAUUUUACCUAAUCUUCAUCACUGCAAUAGAAAUCUAAGAGCAAGCAUGCUUUGCAGUACUCAGAGAGUUUUUGUCUGCCCUUGAAGUCUGCUAGCUUGUCAUUGUAUUUGGUGUGGGCAUAUUUGGCAUCAUUUUUCAGAUGCCAGACUAAAAUAAGUAUUAUUUUUAGAGUGAGAUUUGACAUUGUUUUAGUAUCUCCCUUUAAUUUUAGUUAUCACUAAAAUAUUUGAAGCACAAAGCACUUUAAAAAGUUUUUUUUUUUUACAGUGGAAAAAAACAUUGCCCAGUGGAAUUUAAAAAUGGAAGGUUAUUAAAGCUACUGGAACUGCUUUUUAAAUGAGUAAAGGAAGAAGAAAAUUCAACUUGAGAUAUAUUUUCAUAUCAGACUGUUACUGUCAUCAGGUAUUUAUUGUAGUCUACAUUUUGAUUUAGAGAUUUUUCAUUUUUGAUUUAAAAAUCAGAGCUGUGUCAAAAUUGGUUUUCAUUAUUUCCCAAAUGUAAUGUAAACCAAAUGCAUUUGCUAUAUCAUAGCAGAAUUUAGCUUUUCAUUCUAGAACUUGCUAGUAAGCAUGAAUGUUCUUUUUAGCUUGUCUUUAAGAUUUUAUUUAAAAACUUUUUCAAAAUAGUAGUUUUUCUGUAGGCUUAAUUAGAAACCCAAAGGUUAUUUGUAUGAGUAAAAUGAUAGACAAAAGACUGCAAUUUCUGCCUCCCUAUAGAAAAAUACUGCUGCCAACUAGGCAGUGUUUUGCUUUCACACCAAAAUGUUGGCCAGUCGAUUUGUCAUCCUUGACCUAGAUGGAGAAGCUGUUCCUUGAUGUUUCCAUCAUUCUCAAUAAAACAUCACCCGCAAGGUAAUCCUUACCCAUACAGAAACUAGAGAAGAAUGAGGUUGCCAAAAUAAUUUAGUGACUGUUUUGGAAAUAAUCAUCUAUUUCAAAUGCAAUGAUGAUCAGCUGCUGGGUUUUUUUCAACAUGAAAUACUUCUCAAAAAUAAGUGGCAAUUCAAUUAAUCAAUUUUUCUGAUGCAAUUGACUCACUACACACACACAGAUACACAUACACGUGCACACUCACCUAUCUGAUUUUUCUAUAAUUGAUAUUUAUGGUAAAAAAGAUGUUGGAUAUGUCUCCCAAUUUGUAGAUUAUGUAAUGUUGAAUUUAGAGUAUUUCCUAAGAAUUGCUAAGUUGCGUACAUUACAUCCAGGCAACUACUUUUGGAAAUGUCUAUUGAACUAAACUCUCCAGACUUCUUAUAUGCAGGAAGAGGUGGGUUCUACUGUGCAUAGUUAGUGGAAGAACCUUUGAUUGUUGAGAAACAUAAGCAAGUGGGGCAUUUAAUUUUUAUCUUCCAAAUAGCUUACUUCUUGGCUCUGCUUGAGGAGUUGGGAUGGUGUGCCAGUAUUCUUGCAUUCCCACAAUGUAUUUUCCAUUUUUUCUACACAAGUUUCAUUGCUCAACCUGGUCAAUGAUCUUUUGAUUUUUUCUGGAUUCACUGCCUGUGGUAUGCCACCGUGUGUAUCACACUUAAUCAGGUAGUGGUGUUUGAACACUCAUCUUGUUAGCUAAAUUUUAUUCUAAUAUAAUGUUUAAAGGGCAAUCAGUAGUUUUAAGCAAGAUAUUGAGAGGUCUCUUGAGACCUGCAACAGAGUUUAUUUUCUUGGUUUUAGCAGAGAUGUUCCCUUCUAACUGUCCCCAUUCUUCUAGAACACUGUUUAAAUUUAUCAUCAAAGGGUACAAGGCUAGUAGCUCAUGGGGAAAUCUUGUAUAAUCUCCUUGAAGUGUGAAUUCCUGGGAUAUUCUAAUAAGAGUUUUCCAAAGAGAUGGUCAGUUUUUAUGCUGACAUUUGCUUUGUGAACCCAGAAGGUGGUUGGAUCUGAUAGUGGUAAAGGAGCAUGAGAAGAGAGGAGAAAGACAUAGCAAAUACCUCUUAUAGGAGGAACAAGUUGAUGUAUCUCUAAUAGUGAAAGCACACACUAGCUUCUAUCUCACCUGGUUCUGGCUGGAUUGGCUGGAAGACAACCCAACUACUAAAUAGACCUCUUUGGGAGAGGUAAUGACAAAGCCAGCAGUCUAUGUUGAUGGUUAGGCAGAGAAAAUACUUAAAGAAGGAAGAUUUAUAUUGGGGUGGUAGCUGCAAACAAGCCAUACACAUUGAAAUGAGUCAUGGCAGAAGCCGGCUGAACAAAGUAGCACAGGGGAGCUGGGAUAACUUAGUCAAGCACAACUUGCUUUCAAAUGUGGGUACCAAAUUCAGUUCAAGAUUGGUGAGCUGAAAACACACAGGAAAUGUGCUCAGCUAAUUAAUGAUUUCUUCAUGAGGCCCAUUUUCCUUGUUAUCCUCAGCCUUACUCUUUGAGUCAGGUUGUCAGCACUCUAUAGACAAUUCCAGAGUCUGCUCCAGUUGGAGUUGAUGGUUGAUGCAGUACAAAUGGAGGCGUCUAAACUGUGGAAUGCACUACCUAAUUUUGUGGAUCUAUCUUGAGUAUCUUAAUACUGUUGAGAAAAUUAAUCGAAUGUUUUGGUUUACAUACUGAUUGUUGUCAUGUAUUAUAUUUAUUUGUUCCACUGUUUGUGUUUGUCUCACUGGACAGUUACAGGUGUGGAAGCUGGCUUCAGCGUGAGGUGGUUGCAGACUCCUCUGACAUAAGCCAUGUAGCUGCUGUCCUGGGUUCUGCCCAUUCUUAACAGCUUCAGGUGGAUUCUCUAGCCCCCUGGAUAACAAGUAUUCCAGACAAAUGGCUGGAUUAAUGCUACUCAGAGGCUGUUUGCUCAAGUCCUUGACAUGUUUCUUUUACAAUUAUGUGGACUAUUUAUUUUAAGAGCUUUUCUUUUAAAGGGCCAGAUCUCCCUACAGAUAAAUGAGCUGCUAGGCUGUGUAGAAAAUAAUGUCCAAAUGUUGCCAAAUAUUGACUUCAUAAAGGGGAUAUCAAGCUGCUGUUUAUAAAUCUGAAUGUCUUAAAAGCAUUCUUGCUUGCUCUCUCUGUUAUAGAUGGUGUCUUAGCCAGUCCUGAGUUUUUCCAAUGAACCCAAUUUUAAUAUAUGGUAUUUUUGUAUGCCAAACUGGUGUCUUGUCCUUUGUAUAUGUGGUAAUGUUGAUUUUAUGACUACUGUUAAAACACAUUUGCUAUGAUUAAAAUUCAAUAUGGU
Molecule: messenger RNA, 8186 nt
Organism: Octodon degus (degu)
Lineage: Eukaryota; Metazoa; Chordata; Mammalia; Rodentia; Octodontidae
Gene: Rnf152
Product: ring finger protein 152
Exons: 3
Coding region: 370-981 (203 amino acids)
Biological process (GO): protein polyubiquitination; negative regulation of TORC1 signaling; cellular response to amino acid starvation
Cellular component (GO): lysosomal membrane; lysosome
Molecular function (GO): ubiquitin protein ligase activity
Source: RefSeq, a predicted model, not a curated record